AUGACGACCUCCGACGAACACCACUCCAGCCUCCCCUACCAUGGGUCCUGCCAUUGUGGAUUUAUCAGAUACAUCACCUUCAUUCCAAUGCCACCAGCAGUCGCCCCGGAUGGGGCCGAGGGUGCCCGCCUCCGGUUCUACAAGUGCAGUUGCACGACGUGUCACAAAAUGGGAUUGUUCCACAUGCGACUUCCGGACGCGCCGAACCAAUUCUUUUUACUCUCCCCGCUGGACCGCAAUACGCUGGCUAAUUAUAAAUGCCCGAAUGGCUAUAUCAAUUGGUUCUUUUGUCCGACGUGCGGCGUGCGAUGUUUCGCGACCGUACCUCAUUGGAAGCAGGACCAGAUCGAUAUCGAAAGCAUUUCGGCGGCCAUUCCCAGUCGUGACGGCAAGCCCGAUCUGCCGGGUAUAGAAGAAUCGACGAAGACAAUCACAGUGUGGCGAAUGGAUCCUGAGACAUUCCAGGAGGAUGUGACUGGGUAUCUGACGAUCAAUGCACUUACCAUCGAUCAAGACCAACCCCAUGGAAAUAAUCUUGAUCUGCGCCAGCUUGUGGAUAACAAGUUGGUCGAGUACAUGGACUGGAACACAAAAAAGGGCGAUUGUCGAUAUGAUUAUCCUCAUGACAAGGGGACCUGGUAG
Aspergillus bombycis is the source of this 642-nucleotide messenger RNA. RefSeq lists its product as uncharacterized. NCBI's taxonomy places the organism in Eukaryota, Fungi, Ascomycota, Eurotiomycetes, Eurotiales, Aspergillaceae. Bases 1 to 642 code for a protein of 213 amino acids. The record is from RefSeq and is a predicted model, not a curated record. The transcript has a single exon. Gene Ontology annotation, molecular function: carbon-sulfur lyase activity.